AUGAGAAAGCAGAAGGAGAACACAGAGGCGAAGGAGAAUUUGAAGAGGUGGAAGGAGAAAUGGGAGGAGAGGUUGGAUAAUUUGAAAAGGAAGAAAGUAGAAGAAGAUUACGAAGGAGAAAAAGCUGAUUUAGAAGGCCAAAAGGAAAAUAUAGAGGAGAUAAUGAAGUCAUGGAGAUAUGAAGCAAUAGCGUGGGGUAAGAAGUUACGGGAAUUCGAAGAAAAAGGAAGAGAUAAGAAGAAACAAUCAUCUGAAGAAGCUCCGAAGCGGUCUUAUGAUCAAGCAGAUCUAGUCGAUAAUAGUUUUUUGAUAUGUAAUGGCCUCUUACAAAAAUUCGAAGAAAUCCCAACUCAAGUGAAUGAUCUUCAAUCCCUUAUUAAUGUACCACUUCUUCGAAAAUUACCCGUAACCUCUGACGAAGAAAUAAUGUAUCCUGAAUUAAGUGAUUAUGUUUGCACAAGGGAAGAAGAACGUCGAAGUACAAUAGCAAAGAACAUCAGCAGCGCAUUAGCCAGUUCAAUUGAUAGGGAAUUUUCAGGCAAUAAAUCAGAAAGUAUGCUGCAAUAUCCUCUGGAUUCUAUGAUUAGAGUUCCGCUUGAGACUUUUUGUAGAUUUCUUGGUAAUGUUCUACCCAUUGAAAUUGAUCGAGACAAGGCAGAUUCAGGAACAACGACGAUUGGCACUAAAAGGCCCGAUUUUCUUU
Molecule: messenger RNA, 703 nt
Organism: Funneliformis caledonium
Lineage: Eukaryota; Fungi; Glomeromycota; Glomeromycetes; Glomerales; Glomeraceae
Source: the annotation of a GenBank genome assembly